Messenger RNA from Penicillium lagena, 1509 nucleotides. Its product is annotated as DUF3176 domain-containing protein. The transcript is spliced from 2 exons. The record is from RefSeq and is a predicted model, not a curated record. Bases 1 to 1509 code for a protein of 502 amino acids. Lineage: Eukaryota; Fungi; Ascomycota; Eurotiomycetes; Eurotiales; Aspergillaceae.
AUGUUGGUCCCCAUUUCUACAUGUCUCGGCCAGUUCAAGUGGAAGCAGAAUAUCGGCCAGGAGCAGACACCUGUCCAGCUUUAUCACUUCGAUAUGCUGGACAAAGCUAGUAGAGGCCCGUGGGGUGCUUUGGAGGUACUGUGGCACAUGCCAGGGUCUCUACCAAUGGCUGGCGCUAUUUUGAUGAUUCUUUCGCUCGCAAUAGACCCGUUCUCCCAGCAAAUACUCGCGUUCCCCUCACGCGAGGUGGUAGCCAGGAAUGAGAAAACCAGUUUCAUCCAGGACUACAAAGAAAAUUUUAACUAUGAUAACCAAUUACCGACCGACCCCACGCUGCAAAUUGCGAUUUUGAACGGCUUAGCGCAAAGUUACGAUCCACUAGAGCCACGGUGCUCUACACCCAACUGCACAUUCCCGGACUUUGCGACCUUGGGAGUCUGCUCACAUUGUAUGGAUGUCACCGAAAAGUCGAUUCAAUCAUGCCACUCCUCAAACGGGACUUCCAUGGGAAUAUUCCUCUCAACCCCAAUCAAUUGUUCAUAUACGAGCCCGAAUGGGCUGCAAAUCAAGCCUGAUUAUCUUUCUAUGUCGUCAACCACCGAUUCUCUCACUAUUUCCCACAAGCCAUGGUAUUCAAAUACAAGUGGCGUGGAAUUCUCGAGAGAUCCUAUAUCCAGUGAUUUUGUUUCUCUGCUUUCUGCGCAGUACUUCUCUGAUACAAACUGGACCUCUGUUAACAGAAACGAGUUUGAACCGAAACCUACCUUGACUGAAUGCUCCGUAUAUCCAUGUGAAAAGCAAUUCACCAACGUUACGUAUCUCAAUUCAGAUACUGUAGUCCCGAACCCGUCACAAAGUCAACGCCUUGUCCCUGACUCGGGUUGGAGCCUCUCAGACGUCAGUGCUGGAACCGUGACAUAUCUUCAAUACCGUCCCGUCAAGGGCGCCGCGACAUAUUCGGAGAACUCAAAUUAUACCAUCGACAAGAGCACAAUUUCUAACAUGAUACCAUACUUGGCUGACCUAUUUAGCGACGAUGAGUCAACCGCAGCCUUGAUUUUGUCCAAUAACAGUCAGAAUAGAGUUGCUGAAUUAUUCGACUCGAUGGCCACCAGUAUGACCGAUCUCAUCCGAACUUCGGCCAAUAGCAUCCGUAUUGAAGGAACGGCCUACCGAACAGAAACCUUCAUCCAUGUCCGCUGGCCAUGGAUAAUAUUUCCCAUUCUCUUGGUCAUGCUCUCCAUCGUGCUGUUAAUAAUCGCUUUUAUGAUCAACCGCGACCAGCCUGUACUAUGGAAAUCAUCCAUAUUUCCAUUCUUACUUGGUAAAUUGGAGUUGAGAUCGGAUACCAAUAUCAUGAAACUGCGCCGUUUGAAUGACCUGCAAUCUGAAUCCAAGAAAGUCAAGGUGGUUGUUUGCGACCACGACGAUGUUCUUUCUUUCAUCGACUUUCGUGAGGAUCACGAGACUGAGGAGGAAUGUAACUACCAAUCGAAUGUUCCAAAAUAA